Molecule: messenger RNA, 357 nt
Organism: Acaulospora colombiana
Lineage: Eukaryota; Fungi; Glomeromycota; Glomeromycetes; Diversisporales; Acaulosporaceae
Source: the annotation of a GenBank genome assembly
AUGAAUGACAAAGCUAACAGUGGUGAUGACCAAUUGGAGUCGACUAAUAAUGAUAAAAUAAUGGGCCAAGAUCGAGGAGGACUUACACAGGACAAUUCAAACACAGUAAAUCAACAAACUGAAAAUGCGGAAUGUGAAAACGGCAACAUAGAAUCACAGCUUUCAAAAGACGCGCCUGGUAUAAGACGUCGCCGUAUAGCAUUAUCCGUUCCACCAACAUUAUCAAAAUCGACGAAUACUUCCUCAGAGUCAUCGACGUCUUCAACUUCAGCGGGAGAAGGCAGUAGCGGCACCAAGAAUACCAAUAAUAGUGCAACCAUAAACGGGGCCUCGGAAUACGAAUGUAAUAUUUGGUAG